Molecule: messenger RNA, 3113 nt
Organism: Motacilla alba alba
Lineage: Eukaryota; Metazoa; Chordata; Aves; Passeriformes; Motacillidae
Gene: HEYL
Product: hes related family bHLH transcription factor with YRPW motif like
Exons: 5
Coding region: 256-1236 (326 amino acids)
Biological process (GO): Notch signaling pathway; anterior/posterior pattern specification; circulatory system development
Cellular component (GO): nucleus
Molecular function (GO): RNA polymerase II cis-regulatory region sequence-specific DNA binding; DNA-binding transcription factor activity, RNA polymerase II-specific; protein dimerization activity
Source: RefSeq, a predicted model, not a curated record
UCCGUCACUCCCGGGAGAUGGUGGCUCAUUAACCCAUUACCCGGGAGGUGGGGACGUGCCGGGAGGGAGCCGGGCGAGGAGAGCCGGGGGUGGGAGAGGCACAGCGGGCAGGGGAGGAGCCGUGCGGGGCCGGAGCGGCGGAGCCCGGGCAGGGACAGAGCGCUGCCCCGAGCGCGGCGGGCGAGCACGGCGGCGGCCACCGGGGCCACGCGUGGGGCGACCUCGCCGAGCCCAGCGGCCUCUCCCCACGCCAGGAUGAAGCGGCUCUGCGAGGAGAGCUCCUCCGACACGGAGUCUGACGGCACCAUCGACGUGGGCCGGGAGGAGGAGUACAGCCAUGUUUCCAGGUCUGUGUCUCCCACCACGACAUCUCAGAUACAAGCCAGGAAGAAGAGGAGAGGGAUCAUCGAGAAGCGGCGCCGGGACCGCAUCAACAGCAGCCUCUCGGAGCUGCGGCGCCUGGUGCCCACGGCCUUCGAGAAGCAGGGGUCUUCCAAGCUGGAGAAGGCAGAAAUUCUCCAAAUGACAGUGGACCACUUGAAAAUGCUUCAUGCCACAGGAGGAGCAGGCUUCCUGGAUGCCCGGGCUCUGGCUGUGGAUUACAGAAGCAUCGGCUUCCGCGAGUGUCUCACCGAAGUUGUCAGGUACCUGGGCAUCCUGGAGGGCCAGAACGCUGCCGACCCCAUCCGGCUGCGACUCCUCUCCCACCUCAAUAAUUACGUGGCAGAAAUGGAGCCUUCGCCCGUGGCCACGUCCCUGCUGCCCAUCCAGACCUGGCCCUGGUCCUUCCUGCACGGCGCCGCCGGGCCCGUGCAGAUCCCCAGGAGGGAGGCCGCUCCCGCUCCGGUUGUUUUGACUGCAUCUUCCCUGGCUUACCCCAGCCCUGCAGUGAGGCCGGCCCCUCUCCGCCGUGUCCCCGGUGAGAUGCUGCCAUCCCGCCGGAGCUUCCUGGCCAGCAGGAUGGGCUCCUCCAGCCGCAGGGCGCGCGGUGCCAGCUCGGCCGCAGCCGUGCCGGCCGUGCCCAGGAUGCCGUCGCCAGCGGGAGCGCUGAGAGAGGGCUCGUCCAAGAGCAGCCAAAUCGCCACAUUCCUCUUCUCCCCAGCCUCUGCCGGCAUCCCUGUGCCGCCGGCUUACGCGGCACCUCCCGUCUUGGGCGCUGCCACGCAGGGACCAGGGAUCAGGGUUGGGACAUCCAGGAUCUGCCGCUCCUGGGCGACGGAAAUUGGGGCUUUCUGACCCUCCCUCCGGAGACAGGAGUUCUCCAGCGCUCGUCGCCCGCAGGGCUGAGAACAAACUCGGUUGAAAAGGCAUCUCUCCUGCUUUGCAGAAGCCAAGGAUCCAUAGAGAAAAUUCCCUCUGCUCUUCCCUGCCUCCUUGCACCGCCCUCCUCGCCUCGCCAGCACAUGUCCUCUCCCUCGUGAUGCCUGCGAACGUAAAUCACAUCCAAUUCCACGCACUUGUCUGCACGAGGCCACGCUCCAGACCCUUCUGGAUACGAGGGAGGGGGCACACGCAGAUCCCAACCCCGUUCCUCCUCCAGCAAACCCCUCUGCAGAACCCAGCCUUGCUCUCCUCUGGAAAACAGCCAGCCUUGAAAUACUGUCUUUAUUUCCCCGGGGACUCGGAGCUGCCAGCCAGACUCGCUCGUGCCGACUCCCUGCGACGCAUCCCCCAGCUGCAGCACCUAAUUUUGGUGUGGUGGGAUGGACGCAGCUCACACCCCAUGCCCAGCACUGCUGGCACCCUCAAGGCAGGCUCCAGCCCCCCCAGAACUGGCUGCCUGCUAAUCCCUGUGCUUUCCUCUCUGCAUUACCAGCUUUUCCCACUUAUGUGCCCUUAAGGUGGAGUGAGGCAGCGGCUUAGCAGGGCUCGUUCCCACAGCCCGGCUGAGAUCCCGCCGUGCCUGCAGGGCCUGUGCUGGGUUUCCAGCACAAACCCUGCUGGAGCAGCCGGCCAGGCCGCCCGGGCACAGCCCCUGCCCCGCACCGAGGUGUGAAGAGGUGAGACAGAGGGAUUUCAAAGGGACGCCUGUCACCGAGGGGAAGGCUCUGACUGCCAAAGUGAGAAGAAAAUGCCUUUCCCUCUGCCAGCCUCCCUGCUGGAGCUGUCUCUCCUCCACCCCCUGCUGAACAGCCGUGACUGCAAAGGGGGAAAAUGGGUUGGAGCAGCCUGAGUUUGAAGUGCCUCCCUUGUUCUCCCUGAGCUCAGCAUCACUCACCCUCCCCUCCCACGAUGUCUCUGUUUUCUUUCUCCAGCACUAUGUUUGGGUCUCACACCUGUCAUCCCCCUCCCUGGGCCGGGACCAAAACCCACUGAGGUGUCACUGCACUUGUCCCGAGUCCUGAGAGCUCUCCCUGCCUUGCCCUGUGUGCCCCUAGAUGACUGUCACAGCAGAUCACACCUCUGCUCCUGCAGCUGGCCUCCCCUCCUCUCCUCUGUGGGCAGAAAGAACAGAAGCUCGAAGCUUUCAAGCCACCCUGCCCCUGUGCCACAUCCCGUGGUGGCAGGCCAGGGUGUCCCAGUGCUCCCCUCACCUGAACAGCUCCCUGCAUUUGUGCCUUGACUUGCUGGGACACACGUGCAGAAUGUUCUGGACCCAGCUGCAUGCCCAGCCCUUGCCCACCUCUCCAGCACUCCGACAUGGAAAGAGAGAAGAGGUCAGCGCAAAGAAAGGUAAAAAAGAGGGAGAAGAUCUCUUUUGAAUGGGAGAAGCUCUUCCCAUGCCUCAGGUCAGAGGUGCAGCCGGUUGGGCUGUGUGGAUGAGCUGUUGUUUUCCUUCCUGCAGAUGGUAUCUGCCAUGUGCAUGUCAAUGUAUGUAUCUGCCAUUGUUUGGGAACGAGUCCCUCCCAGUUGUUUUGGUGGAAGUCAUCGCAAUUAACGCACAGAAAUGCCUCUGCUGCUUCUCACCCUUGUCCUCAAGUGCUGGAAUCAGCCAGGAACAACAUAUUCCCUUUUAAUAAAGUCACAGGAGGGAAAUCCUCGUGGAGCCUGGCUGUUCCUGCAGCUGGUUUGUGCACUAGAGCUCACGGCCUCACUUCACACUGUGCAGUGCUCUUAGAUUCACCAGCUGUGACAUCAGCAAAGGUGUCAAAUAAAGUCUUUCAAACCCCUGU